Aedes aegypti (yellow fever mosquito) is the source of this 1840-nucleotide messenger RNA. RefSeq names its product dynein assembly factor with WDR repeat domains 1. Lineage: Eukaryota; Metazoa; Arthropoda; Insecta; Diptera; Culicidae. The record is from RefSeq and is a predicted model, not a curated record. The transcript is spliced from 8 exons. The coding region runs from base 147 to 1400 and encodes 417 amino acids. Gene Ontology annotation, molecular function: protein binding.
UACCAUUGCUAUCGAUUCAACAAAGGAGGGAAAAUUUCUUCACAUUCCUUGUGAGGCCUUCAACAAGACCAGUCACUGUGUAGACAUUUUUGCCAAAUUUAUUAAAUUCUUCUGAGAUUCUCAAAGCUUCUGAAAAAGUCGCUGAUAUGAAGCUCAUAAAAAUAUACUUGAGAUAUUACCCACCAGGUAUUGCACUUAAUUAUCGGAAAAGGAAUGUUGAAGAAACAAAAAUGAUUGACCUCUUCGAUUUAACUCCAAGCUGUGAUCUACCUACGCUUACGAAGAAAAUCGCCCUAACGGAACCGCUGAUAACGCAAGAAGUUUUCCCCCAAGUAACGGAAAUUUUGGAAAAACUACAGAAAAAGCUGAAAGAACCAGUCAAAACCAAGUUCUACCUUUUCAAAACGCUCCAAACGCACAUUCUUCCACUGACGAACGUGGCCUUCGAUAAGUCUGGCAAAAAAUGCAUAACUGGGUCGUACGAUCGAACUUGUCGGAUAUGGAACGUGGAAAGUGGAGAUGAAGAAAAUGUACUCAAAGGACAUGAAAAUGUUGUUUUUUCAGUCGCCUAUAACUACCCUAAAUGUGAUCGCAUUCUCACCGGAUCUUUUGAUAAAACGGCCAAAAUAUGGCACCCUACUUCGGGAAACUGUUUGAACACGUUGUGGGGUCACACGGCGGAAAUUGUGGCAGCAGAGUUCAAUCCCAACCUAGGCGAACAAGUGGUCACCUGUAGCAUGGACAAAACGGCCCGUGUAUUCCACGCAGAAACCGGCCAGGAGAUUCAAAUGCUGGGUGAUCACAAAGCUGAAGUGAUUUCGGCUCGGUUCAAUAAGGACGGAAACCUGUUGUUGACGGCAUCGUUUGACGAAACAGCGAUCAUCUGGGAUCUGCGGAUGAAAGAACAUGCUAUCGUGGUCAGAGCCCACGAAGCGGAGUUAAGUAAUGCCAUAUGGAACUUUCAAUGCUCUCUAAUCGCCACCAGUUCUCUCGAUAAAACUGCCAAAAUAUGGGACGUUCGAAACCUUGAGAGUUGUCAAGCAGUAGCAAAUCAUAAGGACGAAGUCUUGGAUGUUGCUUUCAACUGCACUGGAUCUAGACUAGCUACUGGAAGUGCUGACUGCACAGCUAAAGUGUGGGAUGUGACCGGAAAUUUUGAACUGGUCACCAUCAUGGCUGGGCAUACCGAUGAAGUGUCCAAGGUUGCAUUCAGUCCUCCGGGAGGGUUGUUACUCACGGCAUCAGCUGAUAAAACGGCCCGGAUCUGGAAUUCGGUUACCGGCAUAUGCACCCAAACUUUAGCAGGACACGAUGGAGAAGUGUUUUCCUGUUCGUUCAAUUACUGUGGAGAUGCCAUCAUCACUGCCUCGAAAGACAACACUUGUAAGAUUUGGAGAUGAUACGACUGGUUCUCGGGGCAGGCCUUUAAAAAAGAGAAACCAAAGAAGUAUAAUGCCAUUUAUACUCCCAGACAGGCUGAACAUUGGACAAAAUUUUUACUUAGAAAGUUAUAAGCACAUCACGGAUCGCUUUUGGAAUGUUCGUCUAUCCUGCUGAAUAUAUUACUACGACAAAAAUGCAUCAAAAUAACGGAUUCGCCAGUAAAACGCUAGCAGUGUGUUUGAAACUUAAAAGCCAUUCCCCGAAGAACUACAUGAACAACAGUCUGAUUCCUGAAAGCCUUAUGCCGCAGAUUUGGAUUCAGCUCAUAAAAAUGUAUAGCUUAGUAAAUAUAUAAAUUUGUAACUAGCUGCAAAAUUGUGUUACAGGAAAAGUCGUACUUUUUAUUGAAUAGCGGUUACCGAGCUCAGCAACGAAUAAAAUAAUUGAAUUUGUACUA